Messenger RNA from Calliphora vicina (urban bluebottle blowfly), 1643 nucleotides. Its product is annotated as UDP-glycosyltransferase UGT5-like. The transcript has 2 exons. The record is from RefSeq and is a predicted model, not a curated record. NCBI's taxonomy places the organism in Eukaryota, Metazoa, Arthropoda, Insecta, Diptera, Calliphoridae. Gene Ontology annotation, molecular function: UDP-glycosyltransferase activity. The coding region runs from base 76 to 1638 and encodes 520 amino acids.
GUUUUGAGAACAUCUUCAGAAUAAUAAAUCAGAAAAUUCUAAUUCUAUUAAGGACUAAAGGAUUAAUUAACGAAAAUGAAAUUAUCAAUAACACCGCCUUUGUUGUUAAGUUUAAUAUUUUUUUUAACUUUUACUAUACAAAAUGUAGAAAGUGCUAAAAUUUUAGCAGUUUUUCCAUUUCCUGGGCCUUCGCAAUACAUUUUAGUGCAACCGCAUUUAAAGGCUCUGGCUGCUAAAGGACAUGAGGUGACGGUGAUCAAUGCUUUUCCACAAAAGCAGCCGAUAGCUAACUUUCGAGAUGUGCUGGUAAUGGAAGUUCAUGAAAAUUAUGCCGAAACCGUUGAAAAAGCCAAACUUGUACGCAACAAAUGGGAUGAGAUGACAUUUUAUGCUGGGUUUUUUCUAAAUCUUACCGAAACCGUGCUAAAAAAUGCCGGUGUUCAGAAAUUACUAAACACUGAAAAUUACGAUCUUGUCAUAUUAGAAGCACUUCACACAGAUGCUUGGUAUGCAUUUGGCAGACAUUUUAAUGUACCUAUGAUUGGGCUCUCCUCCUUCGGCACAGAUCCCAUUAUUGAUGAGUUAAUGGGCAAUAUGUCGCCACUAUCGUAUUCACCCUUGGUUACAGCUGGCUUAACGGAACGCAUGACAUAUCCGGAACGUUUAAGAAAUGUAAUUUUAUCCUUCAUGGAAUUGCUGCAUGCAAGAGUUUACAUCAUACCGGGACAAAAGAAAAUUCUGCGAACCUACUUGCCUCACAUUAAAGAUGAUAUCUGGGAUUUGAGAACAAAUUUCUCCAUAAUGUUGCUGAAUAAUCAUUUUAGCUUGAGCUUUCCACGGCCAUAUGUACCCAGUAUGGUGGAAGUGGGAGGUUUUCAAAUACACUACAAACCCAAACCUUUGCCGCAGGAUAUUUUGAAUUUCCUUAAUUCCUCCUCGGAGGAUGUCAUAUAUUUUUCCAUGGGCUCCAAUGUGAAAUCAAAGGAUUUUCCUGCAGAAAAAUUGCAAAUGCUAAAUGAGGUUUUUAGUUCAUUACCCUAUAAAAUUAUGUGGAAAUUUGAAAAACCCACUUUGCCUGGCAAACCCAAGAAUGUCUUUAUUAAAUCCUGGUUUCCACAACCCGAUGUUCUGGCUCAUCCUCGUGUUAAACUUUUCAUUUCACAUGGUGGCCUGCUGAGCACCUCUGAGUCGGUAUAUCAUGGUAAACCCAUGUUGGGUCUACCGGUGUUCUACGAUCAACAAAUGAAUAUCAAAAAAGGCAUACAAGCUGGUUUUGCUUUGGGCAUUGAUUUCCAUACACUGCCACGUGAAGAGUUCAAGUCCAGUAUUUUGAAAAUGAUGAAUAAUGCAAAAUAUCUUAAUAAUGCUAAAACUAUAUCGAACAUUUAUCACGAUCAACCUAUGAAACCUUUAGAAUUGGCCAUCUAUUGGACGGAAUAUGUUUUGAGGCAUAAGGGAGCGGUACAUUUGAAAAAUCCAGCGCAAACGAUGAAUUUUAUACAAAAAUAUAGCAUUGAUACGGUGGGUGUUUUAGUUGCUGCAUUUAUAUUGUGUAUUACUAUAGUGAUUAUUGUUAUAUUGAAAAUUAUUAAAUUAGUUUUACAGAUGAAAUCUUUGAAUAAAGAAAAGGUUAAUUGAAUAAA